Messenger RNA from Coregonus clupeaformis (lake whitefish), 2068 nucleotides. RefSeq lists its product as uncharacterized. The coding region runs from base 146 to 1555 and encodes 469 amino acids. The transcript is spliced from 4 exons. The record is from RefSeq and is a predicted model, not a curated record. Lineage: Eukaryota; Metazoa; Chordata; Actinopteri; Salmoniformes; Salmonidae.
UCAUAGCUGUUCGAAACAGGUUAGGUAUUUCUUGUUGUUGUUUUUUAAAGUUUUGCCAGACUUCAGCUUAGCUAACCAUUUCAUUUGUUUUUAUCGGGUCCACGCUAAGCUAUCUCAGCUUUCAGCCAGCUGUAGACGUGGAAAGAUGCGGGACAUAGACAUCCUGGAGAACUUUGAAAUCUACAUCCCCAAAGAGGCAGAGGUAAAAAUCACCACUAUUCAGACUCUGCCAACCUCCAUCUUGAGAAGGAUGGGGGUGCCCCUCUCUCAGGGUGGCAGUGCAAAAAGAAGGUCCUCGCCUUCGGCCACGUGGAUCUCUCCAGUGGUCAUCCGAGAGAGAGGCUGUUCACCGGCCAACCCCACAGUGGACACAGCCAAGAUGAACCUGACCUCACUGGUGACCAGAGAACCCAAGGCAGCCCAGGGUGCCUUCUUGAUGCCAUUCGUCUCCUCCAGCUGCACGGCCUUCAGGAUCCUCAAGGAGUUCCUGCCCUCCAGACAGAACUUCCAGCAGGGUACCGCCACCCAGAUCGCCCCCCUCCCCCAUGGCCCGCCCCCUGUCCCCCACCAGGAUGCCAUCAUCAUCCACCAGGGGAGGAUCUUCCUGUCAAUCAAGAAAGCAAAGACUGUCAGAGGAAAGAGGCAGCACGGCCCUGAACUGAACAACUCAUUUUCUUCCCUGGCCCCUCAGACCACACAGCGAAAACGGAUCUUCCUCUCACUUGCCAGUAAGAGCCAGAAGAAGUCCUGCCCCUCAUCUCCCAACCCUUCUCCCAAAAAGCCCCAGGGGAAGUGGGAAUUGCUGCAGAGGUUUGGCCUGACCAACCAAGUCCAGGUGAAGUUGUCCAGAAUACCCCCAGGGGACAUUGAGCCACAGCAGGCUGCCGAACAGGGUCACUCAGCGGAAGAGGCUCAUAACACAGAGCAAGAUCAAGUCAUACGGAAGUUAUUGAAUGCCAACAGGUUGUUAAAGGAGACACCUGGCAUAUGUCCUGAACAGGAGAUGGAAUUGGUGACUCAAGAGGAAGACAAGCCUUUGAAUGAGGAGACCCAAGAAUCAUUAUCAAAGACUGCAAAUCAGCACCCUUUCUCAAGCAAAGACUUUCAGGGCAGAGGUGGGAUUACUAGUGAGACAGAUGAAGAUGCUCAGAAGGAGGAGGAGCCUGAGGAAGAGGGAUGUCACAAUUUGGGUAGUGUCAAACGACGACGAGUUGAGGGUGGGGCAGAGGGCCAAGCCACCAAUGGGGACGAGUCUGAGGUGGAAGACCUUCUCUCUGAUACGGCUGAUGCUUUGAGUGACAGCUCACCUCCACCAGAGGCCCUGAAUGCAGUCCAAAGCAGCGAUACGGUUAUGCAAGUUGACUUCACGGGGGACAGUGUUAAGAGUUGGACGGUGGAGUGCCCAAUCAUACCCGCUCUUGCCCCCACCCCCACCCCCAAACAGCACCAUGGCUUUGACUUUGAGCAUUCGGCCCGCGAGGAGAGGAUCAACCGUAUCAGGGCCAAACUGAGAGAGAGGGAGGCUGCCCUCAACAACCUGCGCUCCCCAAGUUGACUGUCUCCAAAGUGGGAUACAAUUAUUUCUAAAGGCCCUCACAGAUGUUGAAUGCCAUGGACGAAUAUUCCACACACUUUCAUUUUUAAGCGCUGCUAGAACAUCCAUUCUGUAACUGGUAGUGUUUUUGUUGUUGUAGAAACCCACACACUUCUCCGCUCCUUAUCUUCCAAGGCCUGUGAUGCAUCAUCUUAUGAUGGGCUAAAAUAUUUCACUUUAGAAAUAAUUCAGAAAUCUAAAUUGUAUUAUUUUAUUAGAAGAUUCAGAAGGACUUUUUACUUUUCGUUUGAUUAUAUCUGAUGCCAAAGCAGAGUUUGUUUGAUCAAACUUGCCCAGCUAUCGAAUUUGAAGAUUAGUUAUUAGAGUUGCAGUUAUUAUUUUAGGGCCCGAUUCAGACUUUUUACAUGUUUUGAUUUACACACUUCUCAGUAGUUGGUAUUCAGAAUUGAUGGGCUUCGCAGGUGUGGCUCCCUUGCGCUCACUGAAUAAAUGUAAUUAAACUACUGAAAACCC